AUGGUGGCGGGCACAUAUGCAGGGGGCAUGGUCGCUGCAGAAAUAGUCGACUAUUCCAUGAUGUCGACGGCAGAAGUCGAAGCUAUACAAAAUAGUUCCGGAGAAAAGGGCGGAGAAGCGUCUGCCCUUGGCGCCCGCGCUUUCGAUGACCUGACUGACCUGGAGAAUGAAGAGUUUAUAGUGAGUAAUGGGCUGAUAUUUCAUUUGUAG
Molecule: messenger RNA, 210 nt
Organism: Psilocybe cubensis
Lineage: Eukaryota; Fungi; Basidiomycota; Agaricomycetes; Agaricales; Agrocybaceae
Exons: 2
Coding region: 1-210 (69 amino acids)
Source: RefSeq, a predicted model, not a curated record